Maudiozyma barnettii is the source of this 1170-nucleotide messenger RNA. It is a transcript of the gene SMT1, whose product is annotated as Smt1p. The record is from RefSeq and is a predicted model, not a curated record. Bases 1 to 1170 code for a protein of 389 amino acids. The transcript has a single exon. NCBI's taxonomy places the organism in Eukaryota, Fungi, Ascomycota, Saccharomycetes, Saccharomycetales, Saccharomycetaceae.
AUGCGUAAGGCCUUUCUACAUAUAUAUGCAAGAUUAGGGAAGUCUGAGAAUGAGGAACUGCGUUCGACUUUGAAAUUUUUAACGAAUGGGAAGAAAUCGGCUUCUACUUUCUCAUCUAUAUUUGGAAAUUCCAUCUCAGAACUCUCCAGGACUACAUCAACAUCACAGCCAUCUAUGAAUACAUAUCCUGAGAGUUAUGAUAAAGAAGACAAACAAUACAUUGAAAAUGUAGUUAAACUUCUAAAUUCAAAUUUGACAUUACAUAAUGCUAAUGAACAAAAGAUUAGGGUUCAUUAUGAUACGUUUUAUAAUCAGUUGAAAAAUGUUCUACAAUCGACUUCUCCAUUACAACAAGGACAGUCUCCAAGUAAGACUCAAAACAUGUCAUCGCUAUCGUCGAAAGAAUUGCUAAAUAAAUUGCUAUUGUCUCAAUUAACCGAGAGUUUCUCAAUGAAUAAGGCCUCAAAGAUAAUCUUAUCGAAACAAUUUAACCAUUUUAAAGAAUUAUGGUCAAAUAUUACGUUAUUCUCUUAUAUAGAAAGACUUGAGAUAUCGUUACUAAUAUAUUAUAGAACAAAGAAUCCUGAAAUAAAUGCAAGAUACAAUAAAGAAUGGAUAGAGAGAUUCGAUAAAUUUACUCCAGCUAUACAGAGAGUCUUUUGGAGAUGUUUGUACCAAAGGAAUAAUAUCGAAGAAAGUAAAAAAAUCAUAUACGAUACAAUAGUAAGAUUAGAUAAUUGGGGGCCUUCUAAAAUAAUUACAUUAUAUCAAUCCUUAUUUGAAAUAGCUACCGUAUUGCCCCAAUAUCAAACAUUAUCAAGAAAUCAAGAAUUGUUUAUAACAACUCUACGUACAUUGGCCCCUUAUAAAGAAUUUCGAAAAUAUAUGAUCAAAAUUGUGAAAUUGAGUAUGGAGCUUAAAUUGAUAAAUGAACAACCCAAUGAAGCAACAGAGAAACAACUUGUGAAGAGUGCUCCUCUAAUGAAUAAUAUUACCACACAAUACAAAUUCGCGACAUCAUUGAAUUUAAUUCUACAUGAUUUGUAUAACGGUUGCCAAUCAAAUAAUAAAUUGAGAACAAGUUUAAUACCUGAACUCGAAGAUAUCUUUAAAAUUAUAAGCAGCGAGGAAGAAGAAAUCAAGACUCAAUUAUCAUUACGUUAUACAUAA